ACACAAAAACCAUAAAUUGAUAAUGGAUGUGAAGAACAACACCAUUAAUGUAGUUAUGUUACCAUGGAUAGCCCAUGGUCACAUAAGUCCAUUUUUAGAACUAGCCAAAAAGCUCUCCAAAAGAAAUUUUCAUAUUUACUUAUGUUCCACUCCAAUAAACCUAAGUUCCAUCAAGAAAAAUAUCACAAAAGAAUACUCUCAAUCAAUAGAGUUAGUUGAGCUUCAUCUUCCAUCAUCACCUAAUUUUCCUCCACAUUACCACACCACCAAUGGCCUCCCACACCAUCUCAAAGAGACACUAGUCGAAGCAUUUUUUAGCGCGGGUCCUGCAUUUUCAAAGAUACUACAAACUCUUAAUCCUGACUUAGUCAUAUACGACUUAAACAUUACGUGGGUUGCUGAGUUGGCGUCCUCUAUAAACAUUCCUGCCGUGCAAUUCCUCACAUUUAGCAUUGGUAUGAUUGUUUUGUUCCUCCACAUGUUUAGUAAGCCUGGAGUUGAGUUUCCAUUUCCUGAGAUUUACCUGCGUGAACAUGAGGUGAUUCCAAUGCAAAAACUUGCAAAGGGGUACUCGAACAUUAAUAUCAAAGACACUUUCAUGGAGUCUAUAAGGCAAUCGCGUGACAUUAUACUAGUGAAGGAUUUUGAAGUGAAAUAUAUGGAUUAUUUCUCUCAAUUAGUUUCCAAGAAAAUCGUUCCGAUUGGUUCUCUAGUUAAUAAUUCCAUUGAUCAAAUAGAUGAGCAUGCUUUGUCCAUCACCCAAUGGCUUGACAAGAAAGAAAAAGGUUCAAGUGUGUUUGUGUCAUUUGGGAGUGAGUGGUUUCUAUCAAAAGAAGAAAUCCAUCAAGUAGCACAAGGGCUAGAGCUUAGUAAAGUCAACUUUGUUUGGGUUAUUAGGUUUCCACAAGAUGAGAAAAUUAGUAUUGAUGAUGUAUUACCACAAGGGUUUUUAGAAAGGGUAGGGGAAAGAGGAAUGGUUUUGGAUAAGUGGGCUCCACAAUCCACUAUUCUACAACACAAGAGCAUCGGUGGUUUCGUGAGUCACUGUGGAUGGGGUUCGAUAACAGAGAGUAUGAAAUUUGGCGUGCCUAUAAUUGCAAUGCCUAUUUACAAUGAUCAACCAAUCAAUGCUAGGAUUGUGGAACAUAUUGGUGUGGGAGUUGAAGCAUUGAGGGAUGAGAAUGGGAAGUUACAAAGUGAAGAAAUUGCAAAAGCUAUAAGGGAAGUGGUGAUUGAAGAAAGUGGUGAAGGUUUGAGGAAGAAAGCUAAAGAAUUGAGUGAGAAAAUGGAGAUGAAAGGGGAUGAAGAGAUAGAUGGAGUGGUAAAGGAGUUGAUUGCACUUUGCAACAACAAACCAAUGUCACCAAAACUACACAAAGAGCUCUUCUUUCAUUCACUCUAUAAAAAAACAAGAAGUAACCAUACAAUGGCUACUUUAAAGGUAUUGAUGUUUCCAUUUUUGGCUUAUGGACACAUAUCUCCAUAUCUAAACGUAGCUAAGAAACUCGCGGAUAGAGGAUUCUUGAUUUACUUCUGUUCAACACCGAUAAAUCUCAAAUCCACCAUCGAGAAAAUCCCUGAGAAGUAUGCUGAUUCGAUUCAUCUUAUCGAACUUCACUUACCAGAAUUACCCCAACUUCCUCCUCAUUACCAUACCACGAAUGGUCUCCCGCCAAAUCUCAAUCAGGUCCUUCAAAAAGCCCUGAAAAUGUCGAAACCAAACUUCUCAAAAAUCUUGCAAAAUCUGAAACCUGAUUUGGUGAUUUAUGACAUAUUGCAGCGAUGGGCUAAACAUGUCGCGAAUGAACAGAACAUUCCAGCAGUUAAGCUUCUAACUUCCGGGGCAGCUGUGUUUUCGUAUUUUUUCAAUGUACUAAAGAAACCAGGGGUUGAAUUCCCAUUCCCUGGAAUUUAUCUCAGGAAAAUUGAACAAGUAAGACUGAGUGAAAUGAUGUCGAAAUCUGAUAAAGAGAAAGAACUGGAGGAUGACGAUGACGAUGAUGAUCUUCUAGUUGAUGGAAAUAUGCAAAUCAUGUUGAUGAGUACUUCUAGAACUAUCGAAGCCAAAUAUAUCGAUUUUUGCACUGCAUUGACGAACUGGAAAGUUGUUCCAGUUGGUCCACCAGUUCAAGAUUUGAUCACUAAUGACGUGGACGAUAUGGAGCUUAUAGAUUGGCUAGGAACAAAAGAUGAGAAUUCAACUGUUUUUGUCUCCUUUGGGAGUGAGUAUUUCUUGUCAAAGGAAGAUAUGGAAGAAGUAGCUUUCGCGUUGGAGUUAAGUAAUGUUAAUUUCAUAUGGGUUGCAAGAUUUCCGAAAGGUGAAGAGCGAAAUCUUGAAGAUGCAUUACCAAAAGGUUUUCUUGAAAGAAUUGGAGAAAGGGGAAGAGUUUUGGACAAAUUUGCACCACAACCAAGAAUUCUAAAUCAUCCGAGUACCGGAGGAUUUAUAAGUCAUUGUGGUUGGAAUUCAGCAAUGGAAAGUAUAGAUUUCGGGGUUCCUAUAAUCGCCAUGCCUAUGCAUCUUGAUCAACCAAUGAAUGCUAGGUUGAUCGUAGAACUGGGAGUUGCGGUGGAGAUUGUUAGAGAUGAUGAUGGGAAAAUUCACAGAGGAGAAAUCGCGGAAACUCUUAAAGGUGUCAUAACAGGGAAAACAGGGGAAAAAUUGAGGGCUAAAGUGAGAGAUAUUAGCAAGAAUUUAAAAACUAUAAGAGAUGAAGAGAUGGAUGCUGCUGCUGAAGAGCUAAUUCAACUUUGUAGGAAUGGUAAUUAGUGUAUCUUAUGAUUCAAAGAAAAUAUCGAGGAUGAAAUAAUGAGAAAAACAUAGAAUACCACGUAGGAUUCAAAUUACCAUGUAGGAUGCGUGUGUCUAUUUGUUCAACUUUAUACAAGUUUAAGUUUAUAUUCGUAAACGUGAGUUGAGGUCAAAUUAAAGGGCAUAUUUAUGUAUUAUGUCAUUAAUA
Solanum lycopersicum (tomato) is the source of this 2960-nucleotide messenger RNA. Its product is annotated as beta-D-glucosyl crocetin beta-1,6-glucosyltransferase. NCBI's taxonomy places the organism in Eukaryota, Viridiplantae, Streptophyta, Magnoliopsida, Solanales, Solanaceae. The record is from RefSeq and is a predicted model, not a curated record. Gene Ontology annotation, molecular function: UDP-glycosyltransferase activity.